Molecule: messenger RNA, 157 nt
Organism: Symbiodinium sp. CCMP2456
Lineage: Eukaryota; Dinophyceae; Suessiales; Symbiodiniaceae
Source: the annotation of a GenBank genome assembly
GCAGUGUUGCGAACCAAAACGUGAAGCGAACGUCGUCCUUCUAUGGCAGGUCUACAGCGCCAGUUCUUCCGGGAGUUCCCAUGCCACCGGAUCGGUCAACACACGAUGACCAUAUCAGGAAGUUGAACAAGUACCUGUGCAAGGUGGAGAGAGAUCC